Messenger RNA from Ylistrum balloti, 7679 nucleotides. Its product is annotated as serine/threonine-protein kinase LATS2-like. NCBI's taxonomy places the organism in Eukaryota, Metazoa, Mollusca, Bivalvia, Pectinida, Pectinidae. The record is from RefSeq and is a predicted model, not a curated record. Bases 422 to 4414 code for a protein of 1330 amino acids. Gene Ontology annotation, molecular function: ATP binding; protein serine/threonine kinase activity. The transcript is spliced from 7 exons. Gene Ontology annotation, biological process: hippo signaling; regulation of organ growth; peptidyl-serine phosphorylation.
AUUCCAACAUUCGCACCCCGAUCGUGGUAUUCAAAUUUAGAGGAGUCCUAUGGACAAAAUGAGACAGAUUUUCGGAAUACUCGGUCAAGGUCACGAAGGAAUAUCGCGAGAGGACCAAAGUUUCGGAUUGUUUUGAAGACCGGGUUGGAUAUUAUUUUAAAAUUUCGGCAGUGUUGGAAUUGAAUCCUUAUUGAUUGAAUCACAGCAGGAGGAUUUAUUAUAUAUUCAAACAUGUAAUAAUUGAUUGUGGUGAUUCUUUUUUUUGGGAUUUAUUACUUUUUCACUGUGGAUUUAAAGAUGUAAGUAAAAAUUGUGAUUUUAACCCCCUGUGAUUGGGAUUACGACAAAUGUGUGUGUAUUUUCCCAUACCAGGUGGAUGAUACUCGAGUAUUGAAGUUAUCACACAUGUGCAUCCAUUCUUAUGAUGCAAAGGGACAAAAAUACCGCGGGAGGUGGUACCAAUGUUGGCCGUUCUGGGGCAACUCCUGGACGCCGACCCUUCCUCCCCGAUCAAGAUGGUCGGCAUAUGCUGAUCAAAAUUAGGGACACUUUACAUAAUCGUUUUAAAAGUGACGAGUCUGGUAAGGAGAUGUCACCCAACAUACCUAUAAAGCCGGAUAUUAACCAGAGUGGUUCUGGGACUCCCACAGGGGCCCCAAAUAAAAUGACAAGAAGCGUCUAUCAUCAGAUAGCCUUACAGAAUAUCAAAGAGCGCCUACGACCAUUUCAAAAUUUGCCCAAUUCGGAUGGAAGUGAACUGCACCAAGGUAGUGCUAGUACAUCGUCCCAGGGUAGUGAGGAUGGAGACAGCAUUGGAAAGCACCUCAGUGAUGAAGUCACACUUGAGUCUAUUGGAGGACACAAUGGCUACAUCAAGAUUGAUAAGUCACAACUCAUACAGAAUCGUAAACAAAGUAUUGAAAUGCCAGUGCAAAAUGGCUUUACAGACAGUACAAGUGAAAGGUCUGAUAGUCCGCAGUGUUCACUUCCCAGUCGGACGAUACCCAACGAUACAUCUGUGGUGAAUGUAAUACCGGUAACCAAUGGUGAUCAGAUUCCUCCACCAGUGCCUCCACGGAUACCGAUAGUGUCAAGUAGUUCAGCACUGGGUGUCAACCAAACCACACCAGUGAACAAACAAAUUAUGAUGGAAGGACCGCAACUAAAUAACCACCAUCACAUGGUCAACCAACAGCUGUCAUCUCGACCGUUAAACAUGAUUCAGUCACCUGGUGAUAUGCAGCAAAUUAUUCCAGGACAACCGCAUAUUAAACACAGCACAAAGUUAAACCAACUACACCAUCAACAGCAACAAGCACAAGGCCUUGCACAUGCAGGGCAUAUCACACCUCAACGGCGGAGUCCGGUCAACAGUGUGGGCCACCAGCCCGUCAUUGUACAGAGACCUACAGGACAGUUGGUGACAAUAUCAAACCCGAAUGGAAGAGGUUCUGGUGGUCAAGGGCAGAUAACUAUCCGUUAUUCCAAUCCACCACCUCCAUAUAGUCAGCAUCCGGUGAGCAGAUCACCAGUAGUAAACAUAUCAAAUCAAGGUCAUACGGAACAGUCACACCUUAUUUCAUCCACAGUUCCUCCUGUGUAUCGGCCUACUCCAAGAUACGAGACUCAGAUCACUGUUAAUAACACUGUACCGGGUUCGCUCACUGGAUCGGAUAAUGUUCUCAAAAAGACUGCUCUCUCUCCAGCACAAUCAAUGGCUUACUGUACUAAGCCGGAAAUUGUGUCGGAAACAGUUAAGAGUAAAAAAGUGACUAAACCUAAGCCUAUGACGGCAACAAUACCUAUGUCCCCGGCCCAGUCUCCUGGACCAAACUACAUUUCGCAUUCACAGGGCACCAGCUACGUAACAUCACAGCCAUCUGCACAGUCACGUGGUACAAAUUAUGUGACAUCACAGUCACCAGGUACAAAUUAUGUGACGUCUCAGUCACCUGGUACAAAUUAUGUGACAUCACAGUCUCCUGGUACAAAUUAUGUGACAUCACAAUCUCCUGGUACAAAUUAUGUGACAUCACAAUCACCUGGUACAAAUUAUGUGUCGUCUUAUGAAGCGAAAGUAGGAGUGCCAAGCCCACGACCACCGACUCCUGAAGUUCAAAUAAAAAUCAAACAUCAGCCACAUAUCGUGCAACCAAAGUCAUCGAUGAUGCGUCCUGACCCCAUGCACCCUCAUAUCGGAGGUCAAGGUCAUGGAGGCCAGCCACAGAUUCAGAUAAACCUUGGACAGCAUGGUCCCCACUUUGCUCGUAGUGUUGUGGUACAGCGGGGUCAGGGACCUUACGAUUACAUCAGACGCCCUCUGGACACUCCGGGGUCAACCCCAAGGUCAGACUCUCCCAUAUCCUUACGAGGCACAAACCAGUCACCCAUGUCAACCACAUCAACGAGUAAUUCAGAUAUUCCAGAAAGACUUUCAGAUAAAAUCCCUGAUAAACCCCCUCCCCCUUACCCUGGGAAACAGAACAACAAGGCUCAUUUACCCCCUCAUGUGCAAAUAGUGACUCCAUUCGCUCAACAUCCACCUCCAUCUCACCCUCAGUUGCAAAUGAGUUAUCCAAUUCAUUUUGGUCAAAUUCAAGGGCAAAAUCAGGAACAGCCCCCAUUGCCACCAAGAGUGCCUAUACUAAAUAGAAUUUCUCCAGAAUCUUCGGACACACCUCCACCUGUGCCAACAAAAGGAACGGGAGUGAUGUCCCCUCCACCUCUUCCUCCCCAUUCCACAGGUAAACAGUCAAGGGGAAGUUCUCAAAAAGUUAACGGUGCAAGUAAAAAUGAACAAAAUGAUGAAACAGAUGAAACAACAUCAACAGUUUCUGACACAAGUAGUUGUAGUCACUCGGAAAAAACAAGGUGCACAUCUCCAAUGCCAGAGCGAAAAGCUGAUGCUAAAGAAAAGGACUCUUUACGUGGUGAAACUCUAGUACGGAACUAUUCACCGCAGGCAUUCAAAUUUUAUAUGGAACAACAUAUAGAAAAUGUGUUAAAAUCUCACAAAGAACGAGAAAAAAGACGAUUGCAAUUAGAACGUGAAAUGUCGAAAGUUGGACUGUCUGAAGAAGCUCAGCACCAAAUGAGGCGCAUGCUUCAUCAGAAAGAAUCCAACUAUAUCCGAUUAAAAAGAGCAAAAAUGGAUAAAUCCAUGUUUGAAAAAAUAAGUUCAUUAGGUGUCGGGGCAUUUGGAGAGGUGGCCCUGGUACAAAAGAAAGAGGUCAAUCAACUGUAUGCAAUGAAAAUGUUAAGGAAAAGCGAUGUGUUGAAACGUAACCAGGUGGCUCAUGUGAAGGCGGAGCGGGAUAUAUUAGCUGAGGCGGACAAUGAGUGGGUCGUGAAACUCUACUAUUCCUUCCAAGAUCGUGAUAACCUGUACUUUGUGAUGGACUAUGUGCCAGGGGGAGACCUCAUGGGUCUUCUUAUCAAACUAGAAAUAUUCGAGGAACCUCUUGCUGUUUUCUAUAUUGCAGAAUUAGUGCUAGCCAUUGAAAGUGUGCAUAAAAUGGGGUUCAUACACAGAGACAUCAAACCAGACAAUAUUUUAAUUGACAAAGAUGGACACAUGAAACUAACUGACUUUGGAUUAUGUACCGGGUUUCGAUGGACACAUAAUUCCAUGUACUAUCAGCCACAAGGGCACCACCUUAGACAAGAUUCUAUGGACGUAAAUUUUACAUCGGAAGUAGAGUGUAAGUGUGGGCAAUCACAACCCCUAAAGCCCCUAGAACGGAGACGAAAACGCCACAACCACCGCUGUCUCGCACACUCUCUCGUCGGCACCCCCAACUACAUUGCUCCUGAGGUCCUUGCUGUCAGUGGUUCAGGGUACACGAAGUGCUGUGAUUGGUGGAGUGUGGGCGUGAUUUUGUACGAGAUGUUGGUGGGACAGCCUCCCUUCUACGCGCCAACGCCACAGGAAACGCAAAUGAAGGUCAUCAAUUGGAAACAGAAUUUGAAAAUUCCGAGGGAGGCCAAUCUAUCACGAGCAGCUGAAGAUCUGAUCUUGAAACUGUGCUGUGACCAAGAGACACGUCUUGGUGCAAAAGGUGCCGCCGAGAUCAAAGAGCAUCCAUUCUUUUACUCACUGAACUUUGAGGGGUUACGGAAACAGACAUCUCUGUACAAACCCAAAAUUAGUCAUCCCACGGACACGUCUAACUUUGACCCCAUUGACCCUGAACGAGUUAGAGAAAGUGACCCAGACGAGGAAAUCAAAAAGCCUGACCAUCCGGUCAAUGGAAAACAUCCCGAGCAUGCAUUUUUUGAGUUCACAUUCCGCAGGUUUUUUGAUGAUGGAGGACAUCCGUAUCCCAUGAGAAACUGGGAACAUGGUAUUGAGAAAGAGAGUGACACUGCAAAGGAAUCUGAAUCCGAGUCAUCUAAUGCUCCUGUCUACGUAUGACAUCACAUUCUGACUCGGCUGUAAAUCUGAUCACCUGAUCAGAAGUAUAGGCGAGUCCGAACACUACAAAAGUUGUCUAAGAUAAAGAUGGUUUUCACAAAGCUGUUGUUCAAGGUUGAAACUGAAAUACAUCUUGCUUUAAGUUACAAAAUAAUAUAUUAAUGCCAAUUCAUUUCUUGGUUGUAGUUUUAUUGUUUUGAAUCAAAUUGCUUAGCAAUGGAAUGUGAGUGGAAAGGACUGUUCCCACACCGUGUUAUCUAACUCAUAAGACCACCCAACACUUUAUUGAACAUGUGUAACAUGAUGACGAUACAGACAGUUCAUCCAAAACAAAAUUGAAGAAAAUUUUCUAAAAAUUAGUCAAUAUAAGAACUAUGAUUGAAACUUAUUUAUUGCAUAGUAUCUCAUCUAAAGACUAGGUAAAUCAGAGUUCACCAGAAAAUGUGACAAAAUCAUUUUUGUGACUCCAUCUUUAUUUGUUAGGGGAUCUUGGAGGGAAUUUCAUAUGGGAAAGAAAUAGGAUGUCAUUUUACAUGUAUAAAUCCUAUGGACAUGCUCAACAGAAAUUUGACCUGUGACGAUGUUGGAAUUUGCCUCUAGGAAUCACCUUAUACCAGGUAUAUUGAUGAUACUGAUGGAGAUGUUGUACUGUUACCUAUCUAUGACUAAAUGGUAUACAGCCUGUUUGACUGGUAUCUAAAUAGUAUCUUAACAUACUUGUUCAGUUACGAGAGAGAGAAAGAGAGUGUGUGUGUGUGAAAUCUAUAAAGAGAUACAGAGAGCAAGGGAGAGAACAAAGUUUGUUGUUAGAUUUUUGUUUAAUUUUGGAUCAAAUCCAAAGAAAAGAUAUUAUUUCGUACCAUUGAAAAACAGUGUUUAUAAUGUUUAUCAAAACAGUCUUUCAUCAUUGUACAAAUCACAUCAAUUUGACAACACGUUUGUGGACGUCUUUCAAAACUAUGCAUUUCUUCAGUGAGAUGUUUGAUCACUGUCAAAACUAGAUACCCAUGAAUGUCAAUACACACUUUAUUGGUGUUCUAAAUAUGUUUACACGAAGUCUGUCGAGUAAUGUCAGUGACACCGUAACAUUUGUUGGAUGACCUAAGUGGAAGAAAUUUACAUCAAGUAUUGGGCGUCAUAAAAAUGAUAAUUAUAUUUUAACUUGUGCUGAAAUAGUAACAAACUUUUUUUGGACGUUUAUUAUUUGAUAUUUCUAGGAAAAUAUUCCAAAGCUUUUUAUAACAAAAAAUUAUUUUCGAAUUGAAUGUCAUUAAAAGUGAUUGCCAGCUACUGGGUGUAAAACUUUCUUCUACAAAGGUGUUCUUAUUGUGCAAUAUCGAGAUUUAAGUGCUCUUAAUAUUGAUUCAGGUAAUUUGAAUGAAGUUUGAAUACAAGAGAAAAUAUUUAUAUGCAAAUGUAUAUAUUUUUCUGGUGAAUGAUAAAAUGUUUGAAUUGAGCAUAAUGAUAAAGUAACCUGGAAUUUGAAAUCCUGUAUGUGCUCUUUUCAAAGUGAAGAUGAUUGAGAUCACACAUACAGGUAAUUUAGAAUUUUGAUACAGCCCUAUUUCUGACGAGACAUGUGGGUGUGUGAUUUAUUGUCAAUAGAGCUAGACUCUUACAUAUGCUUUGAAAACUUUCUAGUCAAGGAAGUGAUAUUUGUUAACCAGACUGUCUGUGAAUUCUUUUAUCAGUAUUAAUAAAUAAAGAAAACAACAUUUGUAAAAUGAUUCCAUAAUACUAAAAUUAGAUUUAAAAUCCCUUUGUUGACACACCCACUUGUCUUUUUGGGGAUGACAGGGGAGAUCAUUCAAAAUCUGGACAAAGGCUAAUGGCUUUCAGCAAACACUAUACAGUCAUUUGGAUGUGACUCGUCAUAAUGACACUAAAUACUCUUCACUGAUGGCAGUUUUACCACUGAUGUAUCCACAGUUGAUGUUGUAAAAGUGAUGCCUGUAAAACCUUUGACUUGAGUUUUUCCCAACAUCUGUUUGGCAAGAAGUAUACCAAGGACUCCUUUAAAUUUGAUUAUUCAGAGUUGGGAAAUAUGUGUACAUAUGUACACACUGUGGAUCCACAGGGUCAAUAAUGGGGUCAAAAGAUUGGACGAGGAGACGAAAAAAAAAUGAAAACUUACCAUGAUAUGUAUAAUGACAUCUAAGUAUAUUUUUUAUUGCUAUAAAUAAGUAACAGUCUAGAAGGAGAUUUUAUAAGACCAACAGUUAACACCUGUAUCUCCUUCUGUGAGUUCAUAUAAUGAAUAAUGAAUAAAUUUCCACCUGAUUUUGAUGUUUUAGUUCAGUAUCACCUACUGCCAGAUUGUUAUGUUAGAGCUUUCAUCCAGUCAUGUGUGGUGAUCCAACAAACCUGCAAGAUUGCUAGCCAUUUUUUUUUUUUUUUUAGGUACUUCUUAAUUUAUAACAAAGAAAUAUUUGGAUUGGUAUCACCUAAAAGUGCUUUCAUUAAGAUGCAGCAAUGCACCUGGCCCAUGUCUAUGUUAAGCUAUCUAGUUUUAUCUGUUGAUCAACAUUUUUUACCUGUCCAGGUAAUAUUACUGUUUGUUGUUUUAGUGUCUGUGACUUAUAAAGCAGUUCUAGCCUUUUUACCUGUUUCUGUUUACUGCUAACGCUUCUGUCCUGUUCGUUCUGUUUGUAAAUAUUUAUAUAUAUACUUAUAUAUAUAUAUAUAUGUAUAUAUAUAUAUAUAUAUAUAUAGAGUACAUUUACCUGUAUGUAUAAUAGUAAUGUAUAAAAACAAGAAAUAAAAAGGGCUUGAGCUUGCAGCUUGUAUGCCUAGAUUUCCCAUGGUGCAACCUAUGUACAGUGUAAAGAAUUCCUCUUAGUGUGUUGAGCUGUGAUGGUGAAGCAAGUGUGCAUUGAUGUGUGCUGACAGGGGAUACCCCAUAUGUACUGUACAUGUGCAAAUGUUCAAAGAUUGAAUGCGAGAGAGUUAGAUACAAAAUUUUAAAUGGUCAGUAUAUAUGUGUACAAUGAAAGGUGUGAAGGUUAAAUGUGUCGUAUAAAUGUACGUACGGUCAGUACACUGUGUGUCCGAUAAAUUGAGCAACUUCGAGGAAAUCUGUAAUUGUGAUCGUGCACACAGCCUACGUGUAAAUAUUAGUGUGCUCCCCCUACCUACAUUGGUAGUCUAGUAGAUAUAUCUGGCCACUCGCAACAGGGGUAACAACUGCCAGGGCUAAAACCAUUAUACUGGGAAUAUGUAGGAUUAAAACUGGCAAUAUUCUCAAAAUAAAAGAUGUCAACAUAAA